Molecule: messenger RNA, 1069 nt
Organism: Paraglomus brasilianum
Lineage: Eukaryota; Fungi; Glomeromycota; Glomeromycetes; Paraglomerales; Paraglomeraceae
Source: the annotation of a GenBank genome assembly
AUGAAGAGUCUCGCGCUAAUAUUCGCAUUUAUUACCGUAACUUUUGCUUCUGCAACAUCUCAGCUAUCAAGUAGAGAUGCCGUCACGAACUUUCCGAACGUUGACGGAAAAUAUAAGGGAUUUUCUCUAUUGGCAAACACUAGUGCCUGCGCCGAUCCAACAUAUGUUCCAUGUACAAAUAGCAAUGGAUGUUGCCCUGUAGGUGCGACAUGUAUACCUAACAGUCAAAGCUGCAACAUUCCAUGCACUGCUCAAGAUAUUAAAAAUAACCCUUGUGGUGAUGGUUGCUGUUUCCCUGACCAAGUUUGUACACCUGAUCUUUAUUGUGCUCCUAAUGGUGGCGGCAGCUGCAGCAAUCCAAACGAAGUUCCAUGUCCAGAUGGCAAUGGAUGUUGCUGCAGCGAUCCAACCUAUGCUCCGUGUCCAGAUGGCAAUGGAUGUUGUCCUCCUCCUACUUCCCCUACUUGCAAUAGCAGUACCGAAGUUCCAUGUCCAGAUGGCAAUGGAUGUUGCUGCAGCGAUCCAACCUAUGCUCCGUGUCCAGAUGGCAAUGGAUGUUGUCCUCCUCCUACUUCCCCUACUUGCAAUAGCAGUACCGAAGUUCCAUGUCCAGAUGGCAAUGGAUGUUGCUGCAGCGAUCCAACCUAUGCUCCGUGUCCAGAUGGCAAUGGAUGUUGUCCUCCUCCUACUUCCCCUACUUGCAAUAGCAGUACCGAAGUUCCAUGUCCAGAUGGCAAUGGAUGUUGCUGCAGCGAUCCAACCUAUGCCCCGUGUCCAGAUGGCAAUGGAUGUUGUCCUCCAUUAGUUUCUACGUCAACUUCUACGUCAACUUCUACGUCAACUUCUACGUCAAGUUCUACGUCAAGUUCUACGUCAAGUUCUACGUCAAGUUCUACGUCAAGUUCUACGUCAAGUUCUACGUCAAGUUCUACGUCAAGUCCUACGUCAAGUCCUACUCCGGCCGCGUUUAUAACAGAUUCGCUCGGACUCUCGAGAAAGGUAAAAAAGUUUGGGAGUGGAACUGCAGAUAACACUCUUGAGUCACUUGUGGGCCUCGUGGACCUGGGAG